Messenger RNA from Pseudophryne corroboree (corroboree frog), 1657 nucleotides. It is a transcript of the gene PGD, whose product is annotated as phosphogluconate dehydrogenase. NCBI's taxonomy places the organism in Eukaryota, Metazoa, Chordata, Amphibia, Anura, Myobatrachidae. The record is from RefSeq and is a predicted model, not a curated record. Bases 102 to 1550 code for a protein of 482 amino acids. Gene Ontology annotation, molecular function: phosphogluconate dehydrogenase (decarboxylating) activity; NADP binding. Gene Ontology annotation, cellular component: cytosol. The transcript has 13 exons. Gene Ontology annotation, biological process: pentose-phosphate shunt, oxidative branch; pentose-phosphate shunt.
GAAUUAGGGCUGGAGGCGUGCGGCUCUGUCACACAGCACAGACGGGACAGCAGAGUAUCAUCCGGGCACCUGCGAGCUCCCUCAUCACCUGAGACUUCAUCAUGGCGGAAGCUGACAUCGCUCUCAUUGGACUGGCUGUGAUGGGACAGAACCUGAUUCUGAACAUGAAUGACCACGGUUAUGUGGUCUGUGCCUUCAACAGGACGGUUUCAAAAGUGGACGAGUUCCUGGCUAAUGAGGCGAAAGGCACCAAGGUGAUCGGGGCUCAUUCCUUAGCCGAAAUGGUCUGCAAGUUAAAGAAGCCGCGGCGAAUCAUUAUGCUGGUGAAAGCCGGGCAGGCGGUGGACGACUUCAUCAAAAACUUGGUUCCAUUGCUUGAGCCUGGAGACAUUAUCAUUGAUGGUGGAAACUCUGAGUACAGAGACAGUACGAGACGGUGUAAAGAGCUGAAGGCAAAGGGUAUCCGGUUUGUUGGCAGCGGUGUCAGUGGAGGGGAGGACGGUGCCAGGUACGGGCCCUCCCUGAUGCCCGGAGGAGACAGUGAAGCUUGGCCUCACAUCAAAACCAUCUUCCAGAGCAUUGCUGCGAAGGUUGGGACGGAGCCGUGCUGCGACUGGGUGGGGGAAGAAGGCUCCGGUCACUUUGUGAAAAUGGUGCACAACGGGAUUGAGUACGGUGAUAUGCAGCUGAUCUGCGAGGCUUACCAUCUAAUGAAGGAUAUCCUGGGCAUGGAGCAGGAUGAGAUGGCGAAGACGUUUGAAGACUGGAACAAGACCCAGCUGGACUCUUUCCUGAUUGAGAUUACAGCAGACAUUCUGAAAUUCCGGGACACCACGGGCAAGCACUUGCUCCCUAAGAUCCAGGACACCGCUGGGCAGAAAGGCACAGGGAAAUGGACAGCAAUCUCUGCUCUAGAUUUCGGGGUCCCUGUGACUCUCAUAGGUGAAGCCGUGUUUGCACGUUGCCUGUCCUCGCUGAAGGCUGAGCGGGUUGUAGCUAGCAAGCAGUUACCAGGACCAAAAAUUGUUCCCUUUAAGGGUGACAAGAAGGCGUUCCUGGAGGACAUCCGAAAAGCUUUAUAUGCAUCCAAGAUCAUUUCCUACGCACAAGGAUUCAUCCUGUUCCGUCAAGCAGCAAAUGACUUCGGGUGGAAAUUAAAUUACGGAGGAAUUGCAAUGAUGUGGAGAGGAGGCUGCAUUAUCCGCAGUGUGUUUCUGGGCAAGAUCACAGAAGCCUUUGACAGGAAUCCUGAGCUCCAGAAUCUGCUGCUGGACGGGUUUUUCAAGAAAGAGAUGCAGGAUUGUCAGGAGUCCUGGCGCCGAGUGGUGAGCACCGGAGUGCAGUACGGUAUUCCGAUGCCUUGUUUCACCACCGCACUCUCUUUCUACGACGGUUACAGACAUGAAAUGUUACCCGCAAACCUGAUCCAGGCCCAGAGAGAUUACUUCGGGGCGCACACCUACGAGCUGCUGUCCAAUCCGGGACAUUUUAUCCACACAAACUGGACCGGUCAUGGUGGAAACGUGUCGUCCUCUUCCUACAACGCGUGAGCCCUGUUCUCCAGCCUGGGCCAGUCGCUGUUAUAGUUCUGUGUCGCUGAUUAUCUGCACAUCUCUGAUCUAUGUAAUAAGAAUAUAUCUUCUUUUUAUACAGGUGA